Manduca sexta (tobacco hornworm) is the source of this 2382-nucleotide messenger RNA. Its product is annotated as DNA replication licensing factor Mcm5. Gene Ontology annotation, cellular component: MCM complex; nucleus. Gene Ontology annotation, biological process: DNA replication; double-strand break repair via break-induced replication; DNA replication initiation. Lineage: Eukaryota; Metazoa; Arthropoda; Insecta; Lepidoptera; Sphingidae. The record is from RefSeq and is a predicted model, not a curated record. Gene Ontology annotation, molecular function: 3'-5' DNA helicase activity; ATP binding; DNA replication origin binding.
AAAACGUCAAACUCCAGACGUCACGUCAAUGUCAAUUUUACGCGCCAAUUUCUGUAACUGUUGAGGUUGCAUUUUAUAAAUAAAAAAGUCUAAUAUUCAGUGAAACAAAGUAAUUUUAAAGUAUUUUUAAUAUCAAAUAAGAAAUGGAAGGCUUUGACGAUCCUGGUGUAUUCUUCUCUGAUAAUUUUGGUGUUGAGGAAAAUGAAUCACAAGAUCAAAUUAACCUGCAAGCUAUAAAAAAAAAGUUCAAAGAGUUUAUUCGUCAAUUUCAUACUGGAAACUUUAAUUAUAAAUACAGAGAUGCCCUGAAACGUAACUACAAUUUGGGUAAUUACUGGGUAGAAAUCAAUAUCGAAGAUCUAUCCAGUUUUGAUGAAAUAUUAGCAGAGAAACUGUACAAAAAACCCACAGAACAUUUGCCCAUAUUAGAAGAAGCUGCAAAGGAUUUAGCUGAUGAGUUGACUGCUCCGAGACCUGAAGGUGAAGAGAAAGUGGAGGACAUACAAGUACUGCUCACUUCAGAUGCAAAUCCUGCUAGUUUGAGGGAACUUAAAUCCGAAACAGUGUCCAGAUUAGUGAAGAUCCCUGGCAUUGUAAUAUCUGCAUCUGGAAUAAAAGCUAAAGCAACAAAAAUAUCCAUUCAAUGUAGAUCAUGUCGCAACAUCAUACCUAAUCUUCCAGUCAAACCUGGGCUAGAAGGCUAUGUGAUGCCCCGCAAGUGUAACACAGAGCAAGCUGGUCGGCCAAAAUGUCCACUGGAUCCUUACUUCAUUAUUCCUGACAAAUGUAAAUGUAUUGAUUACCAAGUAUUAAAACUACAAGAAGCACCGGAAAGCAUUCCACAGGGGGAGCUUCCGCGCCAUUUAACUGUGUACUGCGACCGCAUGUUGUGCGAGCGAGUGGCACCAGGGGCGCGAGUUACUGUGCUCGGAAUAUAUUCGAUUAAGAAAAUUGCCAAAAUGGGGCGUGAAAAUCGUGACAAGGGAUCUGUAGGCGUGCGAGCGUCGUACUUACGCGCAGUUGGCCUCACUGCCGAGGAGGGAGUGACGGGCGGGCUCCGUCCCUUCACGGUCGAAGAAGAGGAACAGUUCAGAAGACUGGCUGCCUCACCCGAUAUAUACGACAGGAUCGCUAAAUCCAUCGCGCCCAGUGUCUUCGGCGCUAUUGAUAUGAAGAAAGCUAUUGCUGCACUCUUGUUUGGUGGAUCCCGCAAAAGACUACCAGAUGGUUUGACUCGACGUGGCGACAUCAACAUAUUGCUUCUCGGCGACCCUGGUACGGCGAAGUCACAACUGUUGAAAUUUGUGGAAAAAGUAGCUCCUAUCGGCGUAUAUACGUCCGGCAAGGGCUCUAGUGCGGCUGGUCUCACUGCUUCCGUGAUCAGGGAUCCUGGAAGUCGUAACUUCGUGAUGGAGGGCGGGGCCAUGGUAUUGGCGGACGGCGGCGUGGUGUGCAUCGACGAGUUCGACAAGAUGCGUGAGGACGAUCGCGUCGCUAUCCAUGAAGCUAUGGAGCAACAGACCAUUUCUAUUGCCAAAGCCGGUAUAACAACGACGCUAAAUUCUCGAUGCUCGGUGCUUGCGGCCGCUAACUCAGUGUUCGGGAGAUGGGAUGACACCAAGGCAGAUGACAACAUCGACUUUAUGCCCACCAUCCUCUCCAGAUUCGAUAUGAUAUUCAUUGUUAAAGACGAACACGAUGAGAAAAGAGAUAUCACCCUAGCGAAACACAUAAUCUCAGUGCACAUGGGCGACAGCGCAGAGCGCGAGACGGUAGCGGGCGAGCUGCCACUGGCGCUGCUGCGACGAUACUCGGCGUACUGCCGUGCACGCUGCGGCCCGCGCUUGUCGGCCGCCGCCGCCGAGCGCCUGCGCGCGCGGUAUGUGCUCAUGCGCACCGGCGCCGACCACCACGAACGACAAGCCGACAAACGACUCUCCAUACCUAUCACUGUCAGGCAAUUGGAAGCUAUUGUUAGAAUAUCAGAAUCACUGGCUAAGAUGCAACUCCAACCAUUCGCGUCGGAAGCUCAUGUCACGGAAGCAUUACGACUAUUCCAAGUAUCCACUUUAGAUGCCGCUAUGACUGGCAGUUUGGCAGGAGCUGAAGGUUUUACAACAGAAGAAGAUCAUGAGAUGCUCUCGCGUAUUGAGAAACAACUAAAGCGUAGGUUUGCCGUUGGUUCUCAAGUUUCUGAACAAACUAUCAUUCAAGACUUUUUAAAACAGAAAUAUCCCGAGAGAGCGAUUCUCAAGGUGAUCCAUACAAUGAUCAGAAGAGGAGAAUUACAACAUCGUUUACAAAGAAAAAUGUUGUACAGACUGUCAUAAUCAAGAAAACAGUUUUUAUUUUUUUUUUAAUAAAACCACAAAUUGCAUAGUA